UGAAAAUCUGUCAUCAGAGGGGCAUGUGUUUAUUUAUUGGGCUUUACGGUGGUUUGAUGGAUGACAACUUCGUUGGGCUUCACUGUUUAUUUCUAUAUCGCCUGGUUUUGCAGUCCUCAACGCAAAAAUGAUGCAGGCAGAUGUCCAGUUCUUCUGCAGUCAGUGUUAACCUUACUUCAUGACAAGUGAUACAGUUACUAGUACUGCAUUUUGUCUUAGAUGCUUCCAUAUGAUGAUAUGACUGAUAGACCCUUAAAAUGUCCAAUGAAGGGCCAGAAAUGGAGCUGCAAGAGAUACUGUUGUAUAGUUCCAGGCAUGGUGAUUCUGUAAUGGUACAGGAGCUUCUUGUAGCGCGCAAAGAUGGAAAGAUUAGAUUGGACAUAAGCUGCAAGGGGAAGAGCAAAAGUAAUUUAGGCUGGACACCUUUACACCUUUCUACAUACUUUGGCCAUAAAGAUGUGGUUGAACUUCUCUUGACCCAUGGUGCGGAUAUCAAUGCUGUUAAUGAUGUUGGAGAUACGGCAUUGCACAAAGCAGCAUUCACUGGCAGAGAGGACAUUGUUGUUCUCCUGUUACAAAACAAUGCAAAAGUCGAUGUAAUAAAUGGAGAAGGCCAAACACCAAGAGACUUGGCCAAAAAUGAAGAUGUUGCAAAACUGCUUUGGGCUGCAGAAAAAACAGACAUGCGCCACAAAGAGGAAAGGCUCCUUGCAGCAGCGAGAGAAGGGGACCUAGACACUUUGAACAUUUUGUUGAAAGAUGAGAGGCCACCAAGUAUAAAUUGUGUAGAUGCACAAGGAAAUUCUUGUCUUCAUUGUGCGGCAUAUAGAGGGCACAAGGAGGCAGCAGUACUUUUAUUACAGAAUGGCAUUGACACCACAAUUCAGAAUACUCGAGGACAAACUGCUGUUAAUUUAGCAAGGGAUCCACAUAUGCAACAAGUUCUGUGUGUCCGACCAGUACGCCAACUUCAAAAGUCUGCUGCACGUUUUGAAGGACAACUUCUUAAGCGAUCACGAUUUCUUGGUUGGAAGCCAAUGUGGGCUGUGCUGGAACGUGGGGUUCUUACAUAUUUCAAUAGCAGAGCUGAUGCUUCCACAGGAUUUAAGAGAAAGGACUUUAAGUAUCUUGAUGGUGCAAACAUUUUACCACUUGACUGUGAUAAUUCAUCAUUUGUAGUGCAUUUCUCAGAUGGAGCAGUCCAUCGACUUAGUGUUGUAAAUUAUGGAGAAACUACAGGACAGAUAAGCAGACAGAAAUGGAUCAAUGCAUUUUCAGAACAUGCAGAAUUCAGCACGCACUACUUAAGUCAAGGUCAUAUUAAACAUGACAGUGAUGAAGAGGAUGACAACAUUAAACCGCUUGGGUCCAUGCAGGAUGCUCUGCAGACUGCUGCUGCCCAUCAUCAGGUAUUAGAAAAACAACUUAGAGACAGCACAGCUGUAGUUGAAGUCUUGAGUAAUAAUAGUCUUGCAUCUGACACAAUUACAGGAGCUGCUAUAAGAAGAUUCCAGACUUUGUCUGACACUGCUGGUGACAUGCUCUCUUCCCUUGGGCAUUGUCUCUCUCUGUUUCAGCAACAGGAGGAGGUAAGAAUACUGCAGUUGAAACAAGAACAGGAGAAGUGCCGAGUUCUAGAAGAAGCCCUUAAUGUGCUAGCAAAAGAGCAUCAUGAGCUGGAGCAAUCAAUGGCAUCACAUCUGUCAAACCCUUCACUCCAUAACAUGGUGGAUGGUCCAACUCCAAGGAGAAGUCCUCGUUUUUAUGACACGUCUGAUGAUGAGUUUUAUGAUGCAUUUGAAGCAGAUUCAGAUAGUGAUACUAUCGUGACGGCAGCAUCACCUACCUCUGAUAGUGACACGCUUGUGAGUUUUCCUUCACCUGCUUCCUCCUGUGCCACUUUGGUUUCGGCAGGGGGGCAUGCUUACCAUUGUGCUAGAGAUCUUCCAUAUGACACUGUGGAGAAGAAAACUGUUAGUAGACAAUGUUUGCCUGUCCCAAUGUUCAGUCGAAAUGAUUUUUCAUUGUGGUCUGUGCUGAAGAACUGCAUUGGAAAAGAACUAAGCAAGAUAACAAUGCCAGUGAUUUUUAACGAGCCUCUCAGCUUUUUGCAGCGGAUGGUUGAGUAUAUGGAAUAUGCUCACCUCCUACAACGGGCAUCUGAGGCAACUGAUCCAGUUUCUCGUAUGCAGUAUGUGGCAGCGUUUGCUGUAAGUGCACUUGCGUCUAAUUGGGAACGUCUGGGCAAACCAUUCAAUCCACUGCUUGGUGAAACAUACGAGUUGGAGAGAGAUGGAUACAGAGUGAUCUGUGAGCAAGUUAGCCACCAUCCUCCAGUCUCUGCCUUUCAUGCAGAUUCUAAGGAUUUCAUUUUUCAUGGGUCCAUACAUCCUAAACUAAAAUUCUGGGGAAAAAGUGUUGAAAUCCAGCCGAAAGGUGUUGUUACUGUAGAAUUGCCUAGGUGGGGUGAGGCAUAUACAUGGACCAAUGUGAACUGCUGUGUCCACAACAUUAUUGUUGGAAAACUUUGGAUGGAACAGUAUGGAACGAUGGAAGUUGUAAAUCAUUCAACUGGUCAUCGUGCAAUUUUAACUUUCAAGCCAGCAGGGUGGUUAUCCAAAGAUCUCCACAGAGUGGAGGGCUUUAUCAUGGACAAAAACAAGAAGAAAAUAAACUUCCUUUAUGGAAAGUGGACGGAAUUCAUUCGCUGUACAGAUAUAAGCUCCUAUGAUGAUUAUAUGAAAGAAAAUGCUCACAAAUUCAGAAGAGAUGGCGAUAAAGGAAAGGGAUCUACACCUACAGAUAGCCCAUCAAAUACUCCAAAAAAAGUUUUAGCUAAGCUCAACAGUUUAAAAGUUGGGCCAUUUAAAAGCAACUCACAGUCUGAGGCAAGCUUUAGUGCUGAUGAUGGAUGUCCAAUACCUGAACCAGUGGAUGGAGAUAUUCCAAAAUGUGAUUCCACCUACUCCAUUGAUAUUCCUAAUUCAGUAACCAUGUGGGAGGCUGACCCACGACCAGAAAAUGCAGCAGAUUACUACCAGUUCACUUUGUUUGCCAUGUCCUUGAAUGAAAUGGAAGAAGGAAUGAGGGAGAAACUGUGUCCCACUGAUUGCAGAUUACGACCAGAUAUACGGAAACUUGAAGAAGGAGAUAUAGAUGGCGCUGCAGCAGAAAAAACUAGACUGGAAGAAAAGCAGAGAGAUGCCAGAAAAGCUAGAAAAGGAAAGAAAGCUGUUGACUGGGCACCAAGAUGGUUCACUCAAGGAACAAAUCCAUAUACCAAACAAGAAGACUGGUUGUAUAGUGGAGGAUACUGGGAUCGUAAUUUUACUCAUAUUCCAGAUAUUUUUUAAACAGUACAGAAUACCAUAAGCAUGGUUCCUGAUGGAUGUCACAAUGAAAAUUAAAAAAAAAAAAAAAAAAAAAAAAAAAAAAAAAAAAAAAAAAUUACACCUGAGAGUUAACAGACUACUCAUAAUUUGUGAGUGUGCCUAAUGAAUGAAAGAGGUGGGACCAUUAAUGUAGUAGUCUUCCAGGUAUACUCUCUGCCUGGUAACUGGUGUGUUCCAUUCAAAUUGCUCCCGAAUAUUUGUGUGUGGUGAUGGUGAAGACAAAAUGAUUAUGAGUUGACAUUGUAAAUUAUUGUGAACUGUCAUAAAAGUCUAUGUUAUGUUGACUUAUAGCAUAUAUGUGUCUCAUAGUAUGCAGCUGUUAAUAUGGAAUGCAGUUUGUACUGUAUUAUUAAUCAGUAAUGUAUAACACAAAAUGAAUAUGAAUAUUUGAUUGUGAUAUUACAUCAUCUUAUGUUCACUAGUAUGACAGUGAUAGUGCUCAGUUGCAGGCCAUUUAUUUUGCAUGACAUGGUUUUGGUAGCUGCAUUCUUCAUCAUUUGUGAUGAUCCCUCUUCCUCAGGCAGAUUGUAUUGUGACAUAAUUUCACUCUUUUAAUAUCUUCAGUUAUUCAGUUGGUGUAAGGUUUCCUUCAGAUAGCUGUGAUGCUGAAGUAUGUAAUAUUCUGAAGUUGUUACAGUUUUGACAUAAUGUUAUAGUAGAACAUUACAAAUGGUGACAUGUUAGUUGUUUAGAUUGAUAAGGUUGUAUGAAAAAAGGUACCACUAUUAUUUGUAAUCAGAUGGAGGGUAACCAAUCAAUAAUUUGUGCUUAUAUAUGCUUUAUUUCAAUGUCAUUUACAAGAGUUAGUGUAAAAACAGAACAUUUGUUUUCUAUGUAGGAUGUGUUGUAUGUAUGUGAUGUUUUAAAUACGUUUACUUUCCUGUAUAUGGAAAUAUCUUAUUCUUAAGAAGAAGAAAAUUCUGAAUGUGGGUUGAUAGAUCAAUUCAUUAUUCUUACAUGUUUGUUAAUACUCACUGUUGUAGACAACCUCUGUAACGCAGUUUGAUUUCUGUUGAUGUAUAUUCAUUGAAUUCUUCACUGUCAGCUCUAAAGCAUUAUAUUUACUUGAUAACUGUCUGUAAAUGUGUGUCAUAAAAAAAAUGAUAUAGUAGGUUUGAGUAAUAGAAAUCAGUGGUUGUAAAUUAGAUAUACUGGUAAAUAUGGUUGUGUGUGGUGCUAAUACCACUUUUGGCACUGGCUUUGUCCAGUCGUAGUAUCUAAGUAUCAACUGUGUGGCAUGUGGCAUAGUCUUGCAGCUACAUAAACACAAUACACACUAACUGUAAAUACAUGUACAAAAGCUCAGCAGUGUCAUUAAUAAUAUCAGCCAUUAUUGUAGUAAGAUAUGAGAACAUUAUUCUUGUUCUAACAAGACUCAAAAGAUAUGCAGUUUUAGUACAGUUAGUUCGUGUUGCAUUUGUAAAUGUGCAGGUAGUCACAUUAAUCUGACACUGAUGUUUAACUAGUCCAUUAAAUUUACAACUGGCCUAUUGUGACUGUGUAUCAGAACAAGCUUAGAGGAACAUUUGUAUCAUUAGUAUGCGUUACUAUUUGUCAACUGAAUUUUAUUUUGUACAGGCAGUGCAACACAUUUUGCUUUAAGUUAAAGAAAUUUAUUAAGUAACUUUCCAAUUUAUAGCUGUUAUGCAACAGAAGAUUGAAAUGCUUUUGCUGUGAAGUUAAGUCUAGCACACUACUGUAUUGUGGUAGUGUAGUACUUAGUACAGUGCAUAUAAAAUGUGUGUAAUUUGAAGAUGGUUACCCAUAGGUUGCUAAACUGGUACAAACAGAUACCGUCUUAGUGUUGUUACAAACUUACUAGCAUUAUAUGCACACAAAACUGUUACAAAUCUGUCAAUUUGUGUGUAUUACUAUAUUGUUGCAUUAAUUGACAGUACAAAGUUACAGAUCAUAGUUACUGAUACUCAAGAGUAAGUUUUUGUGCACUAGCCGGAACAAUUAGAAUAAGGAAAUAUGCAGCUAUUUUAUACUGUGUUACAAGCCAUAUAACUAAUUAUUUUCAUAAACUACUGCCAUUGUUUCGAGCAGAAUAGAAGCAACACGGGGUAUGAAGUGAUUCAGUAAGUAACUUAGCUAAAUACUAAUUCUAUUUUUCAUCCCAUCUCUUUUCAAAGUAAUUUACCAUUUAAUAAAAUAUUAUACUAAUAGAGAUCAGAGUCUCUAAAUGCACACCGUCACACCCACUCUCGAAUUUCCUGUGCCUGUAUCCUUCGUCUGCAAACUCAUCUCCCCCUCCCCUACACACACCUCUUUCUUUGUUAGUCUUUGAUACUUGACAAAUUCUAAUUGCUGGGGGCCAUACCUUUGUCAUUUUCAGUUUUUGUUCUCCUCUUCUUGAGCCUUAUGAGCAGGUAUCUGAUUUGGGAGAAGCACUUUUUGUAUUUUUUUGUGUCAUUUCUUUACAGACUUCAUCACAUGGAUGUUUGGGGCUUGAGUAAUGCAUCUGUUGGCAAAAUUCAAUUUGUUCGAUAUCUAUGGAACAAGCAGUUAACUAAUUAAUCAUAUGCUGACAUGGUGCUGAUAACAACACAGGCAGUAUUCCCAAGUUUUAUGCAGGUUGUUGUAGUAUCUGGUCAUAAUUCGUUGAUUCAGUUAGUAACAUUUAUUUUCUUGUGCCACACUUUAUAUGCAGGUGUUGAUUUAGGGAGCCUUUGAGAAAUAACAUUUAAGUCUCAGUGCACAAUGAACUUUCAAAGUAUAGGGAAAGUCAUUAGUAUUAACUCACUUCCUGUAUUAUUUCUUUUAAUGAUAGUUCCACUAAUUAUUUAGAUGUUCUGAUUAAAUAUUAAGUUUCUUUUAUUAUCCAAGUUAAAUUGCUGCUCAGACUUCCACAUAAUGUGUAUAGGUGGUUCCUCACCUUCCUUCCAAGAAUCUCUCUAAAACAAAAACUUGAAUUCUGAUCUUAAUGUGUCACUUACACAAUACCCAUAAAUGUGCUAUUUGGUUGACACACACACACACACACACACACACACACACACACACACACACAGAGAGAGAGAGAGAGAGAGAGAGAGAGAGAGAGAGAGAGAGAGAGAGAGAUUCAGUUUUUACAUAAAUUUUAGACUGCAUUUAUAAUUAAUAAAUAGUUUUAUUGCAACAAAUACUUCUGUCUGUGCACUUUGUUGAGAAUCAGAGUGAAAUAUUGGCCAUUGAGAUUUCUAAGAAUUGGCAAUACUUUCUUUUUAUAAAGAUUCAUGUUGUAGGUGCAGUCUCUCUGCAAUCAUGUAAUUAUUUUUAAUAAAGACUGUUUUCACUAGCAAGUUAUUUCUGUCUGGAAUAGUAUUUAUAAUUUCUAAGAAUUGGCAAUACUUUCUUUUUAUAAAGAUCAUAUUGUAGAUGCAGUCUCCUUGCAAUCGUGUAAUUAUUUUUAAUAAAGACUGUUUUCACUAGCAGGUUAUUUCUGUCUGGAAUAGUAUUUAUAAUUUUUCCAUAAAGACUAGUAACAGCACUUGUAUGAACUACAAGCUUAAACAAGAAAAAACCAACAUAAGCAAUAAUUGAAGUCAAAUACUUGAUGAGACUACAACUGAGUACAAAAGAUUUGUCAGCCACUUCCAUUGUAACCACUGGUUGUUGGUACUCACCAUGUAGCCGAGAUGCUGAGUCACAGAUAGGAAAGACUCUCACAAUUAAAGCUUUUGGCCAUUGGCCUUCUUCAACAAUAGACACACACGCGCAAACGCGUGCGCGUUCACAUGCCCCCCCCCCCCCCCCCUCCCACACACACACACACAUGCAAAUGCAACUCAGAGCUUUAAUUGUGAGAGUCUUUCUGUUGUGCCUCUAUGCAACUCAGUGUCUCUGCUAUACAGUGAGUAGCAACUUUCUUUCUCAUAAUAGUGUUACAUUCAAUUCUUGAUUUUCCAUUGUUUGAUUUUUGUAACUACUGGUUGUUAUUUUUUUAUAUGUUAUACUGACUGUGGUAGAUGCUAUGUUAAAACAGUAAUUUCAUUUUAGCAAAUAAGUUAUAUUGUGUUCAUGUUCAGGUGACUCUCCAAUUUUUUUAAAAAUUAAAUUCAUUGCAUGUACAAGAACAUUAUGUCAUAAAAAAGAAAGCAAUUAUUCAACUGCACUGGCAUACAGUUCUUUUCUCUUUUCCUUUAGUUAUGUAUUGAAAAUCUCCAGCCAAUUCCCUGCACCAUUUAUUUGAGAACAUUUCAAACAAAUAUUAAAGUCAAUUAAUCAAGUGAGAUGUGUGAAAUUACUUCAGUGCUGUUUUGUAAAAUAUAUUUUGAAAAUUACUUGUCUCAAUCUGAUUAGCAGAUAGUGUAGGAUUUAACACUUGUUCACCUCUUACUUUACCUGUUAUUCUAACUCUGAAAGUUAAGUUUUCUUGAGGGCUUUUCAUUCAUAUCUAUGCAAUUUAUGUACUGUAGCAACUAGACUGUGUGUUAGAUCAGUUGCAGACAUCAUGUGUGGGGUUUUAAUAGCCCUCAAGAAAUGUCUCUUAUGUCAAGAAGGGGGCACAUUAAAUUUCACAGUUGGUGAUAAAUUGUAGAUCUCACACAUUUCUUGUAUCAUUAUAUGUUUUCUACCAAUAUGGUUUGUAAUAUAUACUUUGAGUUUCUAUAUUUUAACUAUUUUCUCUAGACAUAGACAUGCAGUCUUAUUAUGUUUAUUGGUCUACUGUGAGACUGGCAAUCUAAAUUUUGUAUUCUUUUUUAUUUUAUCUGUGUCAAUAUCACUGGCACAAAAAUCUCAAAAAAUAUCUAACCUUUUCUUGUGUGAUUUACUACCGAAUGUUAAUACUGAUCUGAAAUGAAUAAUUUCAUAGAUUCUAGUUUAAUAAUUAUGAAUUAAUCAGCUUUUUUAAAAUAAUUUAUCAACUCCAGCUCUGAAAUUAAAAACAUCUUGAAAAGACCAGAGGCCAAAAUGUCAGGUUCAAAAUGUUUGUGGGAAGCUCAGAGCUCAGAAAGUUACAUGAACUUUGGUACAUUUUUGACAAAUUUUUGUAUUUCUGGGGUGAAAUGAAGAAACAUUCUGGAGAAUCAAAGAUAAUUUUAUAUUCAAUAGUAAUGGUUGGAUGUUGAUGUGCAGUGUUGGAAUUAUCUACAGCCAUUUUUCAGUUGUGCUAGGUUUUUUGUGGCAGAAAUUUUAUUAAUGCAAAAAACACUUUUUGAAUUGUUUGACUGUAUACAUUUCAUUACUGUGUCUACACAUUCCCAUGUUUCUAACAUUCUUUACACUUGUAAAUUUUAAGGUAGUCUUGCCUUUUUAUUUGAUAUUACUUGUUUUUAUAUUGUCUAAAUGAUAUAGUAGCAACAACUUUUCCAUUCAUGUCACCAGGCAAACUUUUCUGUAUGUAUAGGCAAAUUGUAUAAUCUGUGCACAAUUUCUGUGGCAGAAAGAAUUGUCGUUCUAAAGAACAGCAAAUACACUGAGAUUAAGUGAUAAAUAGGAAAAAAAAUUAUUUAAAAUAUGGGCUGCUAAUGAUGUGGUUAUUGUGUAAUAUGAUCACAAUCAGCAGAAAGUGCUUCUCCUCAUGUAUGAAUUUGUGUAAAUUUAGGGAAAAUUGUACAGAGUAGUGUCAGUUUUGUAGUAUCAAAGUGCUUGUUAAUGCAGUUUAUAUUCUUAUUAAAAUGAAGAUGUUAUGUACAUAUCUGUUAUUGAAGUUUAAGUUGACAAGAACAGAGCAAUAAAGUACUGUAAUGGAAAUACAAUGUUCCUUAUUGGUAGAGGGAUGAUAGUGCAAAUAUAUGC
This is a messenger RNA of Schistocerca serialis cubense, 9116 nucleotides long. RefSeq names its product oxysterol-binding protein-related protein 1-like. Lineage: Eukaryota; Metazoa; Arthropoda; Insecta; Orthoptera; Acrididae. Gene Ontology annotation, cellular component: cytosol; intracellular membrane-bounded organelle; membrane. The record is from RefSeq and is a predicted model, not a curated record. The transcript has 25 exons. Gene Ontology annotation, molecular function: protein binding; sterol binding. The coding region runs from base 258 to 3353 and encodes 1031 amino acids.